Molecule: messenger RNA, 3740 nt
Organism: Bactrocera tryoni
Lineage: Eukaryota; Metazoa; Arthropoda; Insecta; Diptera; Tephritidae
Gene: msk
Product: importin-7
Exons: 14
Coding region: 144-3293 (1049 amino acids)
Biological process (GO): protein import into nucleus
Cellular component (GO): nuclear envelope; cytosol
Molecular function (GO): small GTPase binding
Source: RefSeq, a predicted model, not a curated record
CAUUGGUUUGACGUCGACAAGGGUGGUGCGCUUUAAAAGUUCACCUCCGUCGUUUUGUCGUUGUCGCGAUCAUAUUUCUUUGUUUUGUAUAAUUUUAUAUCUCAUAAAGUCGUGAGUACGUUAACUAUUAUUGUGUGCCAGAAAUGGAUGCACAAAAGCUUACUGAAUUGCUCCGGGCAACAAUCGAACCGAAUCCCGAGCAGCGAAAAGCAGCGGAAGACCAACUGGCACAAAUACACAAAAUAAUUGGAUUUGUACCGACAAUAUUGCAAAUCGUUAUGCAAAAUAAUGUAGAUCAACCAGUACGACAAGCCGGAGCGAUUUACCUUAAAAAUCUCAUAACGAACAGCUGGUCAGAUCAUGAGUCGAAAGCGGGUGAACCAAUACCUUUCUCUAUUCAUGAACAGGAUCGUGCUAUGAUCCGUGGGUCAAUUGUGGAUGCAAUCGUGCACGCUCCAGACAUUAUCAAAGUACAACUAGCCGUAUGUGUGAAUCACAUUAUUAGGAACGAUUUUCCAGGUCGUUGGCCCCAAGUAGUCGACAAUAUCAGCAUUUAUCUUCAAAAUCCAGAUGUAAAUGGAUGGAAUGGCGCUCUGGUUACUAUGUAUCAAUUAGUGAAAACUUAUGAAUAUAAGCGUUCUGAAGAGCGCAUUCCCUUAAAUGAAGCAAUGAAUCUUCUUCUUCCAAUGAUCUACCAACUUAUGGUUAACUUGAUGAAUGAUCAAUCUGAGCAGUCGAUGCUACUUCAAAAACAAAUAUUAAAAAUCUACUACGCCUUAACUCAGUACACACUGCCAUUGGAUCUGAUCACUAAAGAAACAUUCUCGCAGUGGAUGGAGAUAUGCCGGCAAAUUGCUGAAAGACCAAUACCAGAUUGUUCCCAUAUAGAUGAUGAGGAGAAACCUGAAUUUCCUUGGUGGAAAGUCAAAAAAUGGGCCUUACAUAUAAUAGUGCGAAUGUUUGAACGUUACGGUAGUCCACGAAAUGUAGUGAGUGAGAAAUAUCAAAAAUUUGCAGAAUGGUACCUUCCAACAUUUACAUCCGGAAUUUUGGAUGUACUACUAAAGAUUCUUGACCAGUAUAGAAAUCACAUUUACGUUUCUCCUCGUGUUCUUACCGACAUUUUAUCUUAUUUAAAAAACGCUGUAAGUCAUGCAUAUUCUUGGAAAUUAAUAAAACCUCACAUGGUAGCCAUAGUACAAGACGUACUAUUUCCUAUUAUGUCUUUUACUGAUGCCGACCAAGAAUUGUGGGAGACGGAUCCUCAUGAAUAUUUGAGGUUAAAGUUCGAUAUAUUUGAGGACUAUGCAACACCGGUACCAGCAGCGCAAUCUCUGUUACAUACAGUUUGUAAGAAACGGAAAGGUAUCCUGCCAAAGGCCAUGAAUAUAAUAAUGCAGAUCAUAACCUCACCAAAUGCGGAUAAUAAACAAAAGGACGGUGCAUUGCAUAUGAUUGGAACCUUAGCCGACGUGUUGCUUAAGAAACGUAUUUAUCGUGACCAAGUGGAAACUAUGUUAACUACAUACGUCUUUCCUGAGUUCCAAAAUCCAGCCGGUCAUAUGCGCGCCCGAGCUUGUUGGGUGCUGCAUUACUUCUGCGAAAUUCAAUUGAAGAACCCACAGGUGCUAGCGGAAAUCAUGCGUUUGAAUAUACAUGCAUUGCUCAAUGAUAAAGAGCUUCCAGUCAAGGUCGAAGCCGCCAUUGGCUUACAAAUGUUCUUAUCAACAAAUGAUGAUGCAGCACAAUACGUGGAGAGCCAAAUAAAGGAAAUAACGAAGGAGCUAUUAACAAUUAUACGUGAAACCGAAAACGAAGAUCUAACGAAUGUUAUGCAAAAAAUUAUGUGCACAUUUACUACUCAGCUCCUGCCUGUGGCCAUGGAAAUAUGCCAGCAUUUGGCUACCACCUUUAGCCAAGUACUUGAAUCGGAAGAAAAUUCAGACGAAAAAGCCAUAACAGCAAUGGGAUUAUUAAAUACGAUAGAAACCUUAUUAACUGUUAUGGAAGAUCAUCCCGAUGUCUUAUUAAAUUUGCAUCCUAUUGUUAUUAAUGUGGUUGGCCAUAUAUUCCAGAAUAAUAUUACCGACUUUUACGAGGAGACAUUCUCAUUAGUUUUCGAUUUAACGUCAAAGGCAAUUUCCCCAGAAAUGUGGCAGAUGAUGGAACUAAUUUAUCAAGUUUUCAAAAAGGAUGGAAUUGAUUAUUUUAUUGAUAUAAUGCCGGCAUUGCAUAAUUAUGUUACUGUCGAUACGCCAGCUUUCCUUUCCAACCCUAAUAGACUCUUGGCUAUGUUCGAUAUGUGCAAAACGAUGUUAACUACUAAUCCUGGCGAAGACCCAGAAUGUCAUGCCGCUAAGCUGCUUGAAGUUAUAAUUUUACAAUGUAAGGGUCAGAUUGACUCUGUAAUUCCGAUGUUUGUUGAAUUGGCUUUAUCACGGCUCACUCGCGAAGUUCAAUCAUCUGAACUUCGUACUAUGUGUUUACAGGUGGUUAUUGCUGCGCUUUAUUAUAAUCCACAACUUUUAUUGACCGUAUUGGAAAAAAUGUCACAGCCAAACAAUGAAUCGAUUUCAUCACAUUUCAUAAAGCAAUGGCUUCAUGAUACUGACUGUUUUCUGGGAAUUCAUGAUCGCAAAUUGUGUGUUCUCGGGUUAUGUACCCUGAUUUCACUGGGAGACGCCAAACCGCCAGUUCUCAGUGAGGUAGCUGCUAAAAUCAUACCCAAUCUUAUUCUACUUUUCGAUGGACUUAAACGUGCAUAUGAAUCACGUGCACAAGAGGAAGAAGAUGAGGAGGAAGAAGAAGAUGAAGAUGAUUGUGAAGUAGAGGCACUGUCUAGUGACGAAGAUGAAGUUGACGAAUUUGCAUCCAACUAUCUGGAACAAAUUGCUGAAAUAUCUAAAACAAAGGCUGCAGAAGCAGGUUUUGAAAUGAAGGCUGAGAUAAAAGAUGAUGAAGAUUCAGAUGAUGAGGAAGAGGAAUCUGUUGAUGAUCUUAAUGAAACUGCUCUUGAAGGCUUUACCACGCCCAUCGAUGAUGAAGAAGAGGAUUCUGCUAUUGAUGAAUAUGUUACUUUCAAAGAAGUAUUUUCAGCAUUGUCCAGUCAAGAUCCGGCAUGGUAUGCACUUUUAACAACCGGCCUCACAACUGAACAAACGAAAGCCCUCCAGGAGAUUGUGGUAACCGCCGAUCAGAGAAAAGCGGCUAAAGAAUCAAAAAUUAUUGAAAAGCGGGGAGGUUUUGCAUUUCCACAACAAACCGUACCCACUUCAUUCAAAUUUGGCUCCUAAUACUGAUCUACAACAAUACAACAGUGUGUGAAAUUUAUUUCAAGAAUAUAAAAAAAAAAUUAUUUUCAACAGGCAUGAUAUAGAAUUUUUAAGAUGAUAUGCAUUAAAAGAAUAUAAAUGAUAUAAAGAUCGGUGCAAAAUAUUGUAAUUAUAAAGUGAUUUAUCAAGACCAUGCACAUUUUAUAUUAACUUGUAUUAUUUAAAUAUUUUCCAUAAAAGAGACUCGAUCAUUAAGAUUCUUAUAGUUUUCUACUAAUGAAAUUACAAAACGCAGAAAUGGAUUUUAUGCAGCUAUUUGCGACAGUUUCAUAUGGUCUCUUAUGUAUAUUACUGAAGCAUACAUACAGAUAUAAAUAAAAGCUGGUAGUGACGUGGUGAAAAACUACGAGUGUUCUGAAGCACUUUUGAACCUAUAAACAAUACCAAAUUAGUUAAAAUAAAUAAGUA